GGUGAAGCCGGUUAAGACCAUCAUGCUUGCCAACUCUGCUGUGUAUAUCAAUGGAAAGCAACGAUAUGCAGUGAAUGGUGUGUCGUAUACCUCCCCUGACACCCCUUUGAAGCUGGCGGACUACUUUAACAUUGGAGGUGUAUAUAGCAUUGGAAGCAUCUCCGAGAGACCUAAUUGGGGAAACGCGUAUCUUGCUACCUCUGUCAUCCAAGCUAACUACCGGGAUUACGUAGAGAUCGUGUUUCAGAACUGGGAGAAAACUGUGCAGUCAUGGCACAUGGAUGGAUAUUCAUUCUUUGUUGUUGGAAUGGACGGAGGCCAGUGGACUGAAGCAAGCAGAUCGCGCUACAACUUGAGGGACACCAUCGCCCGCUGCACCACUCAAGUGUAUCCAAGUUCUUGGACUGCCAUUUAUGUAUCGUUGGACAACGUGGGAAUGUGGAACAUAAGAUCCGAGGAAUGGGCGAGGCAGUAUCUGGGGCAGCAGCUGUAUCUCAAGGUGUACACCUCAUCGACAUCGUAUAGAGAUGAGCUUCCGAUACCCAAAAACGCUCUGCUGUGUGGGCGAGCGAAGGGGCAUCGCACCAGACCUUUGUAGAAGACGCGGCACACUCAUGGUCACGAGAGGGUGACUGAGCUUACCGUAGCAGCUGAAUUUGAGCUCUCAGUUUGAUUCUUGACUAGUUUAUCAGAAUUGAUUUUGUACCACAUU
Molecule: messenger RNA, 712 nt
Organism: Salvia hispanica
Lineage: Eukaryota; Viridiplantae; Streptophyta; Magnoliopsida; Lamiales; Lamiaceae
Source: RefSeq, a predicted model, not a curated record